Elgaria multicarinata webbii is the source of this 3978-nucleotide messenger RNA. RefSeq names its product ST3 beta-galactoside alpha-2,3-sialyltransferase 6 (gene ST3GAL6). Lineage: Eukaryota; Metazoa; Chordata; Lepidosauria; Squamata; Anguidae. The coding region runs from base 267 to 1265 and encodes 332 amino acids. Gene Ontology annotation, biological process: glycolipid biosynthetic process. The record is from RefSeq and is a predicted model, not a curated record. Gene Ontology annotation, molecular function: beta-galactoside alpha-2,3-sialyltransferase activity. The transcript has 10 exons.
CGCAGAGCCGUGUCCGGGAGCACUCUCCCCACCCAGCCCGCUUUCUCUCCCAGCCCCUUGCUCCGGCCUCCUGGCUCGAUGAGGCGCCGGUCCUUCCCUUUGCUCACCCGCCUUAACUACUGCGGGGCGAAGGAGUGAGGCAGAAAGGACGCCGGCGCCCACGAAACUCGCGCCGCUGAAGGCACAAGCAGGGAAAAACCCGGCGGCGGCAGCCACGCUGGAGGUGCGCCAAAGACCGGCAGCCCGCCGGGCACGGCCUCACAGUCAUGAGACGGAUCUUACUUGUGUUUCUCCUGGCUGCUGGAGUGAUGUACGUUAUACUGCACUGCAACAUCUGGAGGACAAACAGCUACUGGUUGCUACCUACAGAUUCAGACAGAAAAGAGCAACUAUUUCUUUGCUCUUUGAAAUCCAAUAUUUCAACUUUUAUAAGGUUAGAUAAAUUCUAUCCCUUCCUGUGCGCUACUAAUUUUCUGCAACUGUCCAAGCUCCAUGGAAGUCACAAUCUUGAACUACCUUAUGGAAUAAGGAGAGCAGAAAGGUAUUUUCAAAUGGCACUUUCAAGACUGGAUAACUGUGGGCUCUUCACUCAAGAUGAUGGUCCGUCCUGUAAAAAAUGUGUUGUGGUCGGGAAUGGAGGGGUCCUUCGGAACAAGAGUCUGGGGAAAACAAUUGAUUCCUACGAUGUGGUGAUCAGAAUGAACAAUGGGCCUGUUCUGGGCUAUGAAGGUGAUGUUGGAAGGAGGACAACUUUCCGGCUGUUCUACCCAGAGUCUGUUUUUUCAGAUGUGAUCCACUAUGACCCUAACACAACUGCAGUUCUUGUUGUCUUCAAGCCCCAUGAUUUAAAAUGGCUUUGGGAUCUGUUAAGUGGCCAACGUGUGAUUAAAACAUAUGCAUUUUGGAAGAAACCAGCAACACAAAUGAUUUAUAAGCCCGACCAGAUCAGAAUUCUUAAUCCUGCUAUUACCAGAAGAACAGCAUAUGAGUUGCUUCAUUUGCCCACAAAGUUCUCCAAAAAGGAAAGACCCAAACAUCCGACAACAGGGUUAAUUGCCAUUACGUUUGCAUUUCAUAUAUGCAGUGAAGUUCACCUGGCAGGCUUUAAGUAUAAUCUUGUGGACCGAAACAGUACUUUGCACUAUUAUGGCAAUGACACCAUGUCUCUGAUGACUCAGAAUGCAUAUCACGACAUUGCUGCGGAGCAGAGGUUUUUGAAGGAACUUGUGGACCACAAAAUUGUGAUCAAUCUCACAGAAGAAUAACAAUGGAAGAAUAAUCACUAUUUGUAGCUAUAUGCCAAGAUACUUAAGAAAAGGCAUGUGAAAGCCAUUCUGUGCUUAACUCCUCAAGUGUAGCAAAAGGAGAGGAAUGUCUCUGCCUUAAGUAUCGUUAUUUGACCAUCAAGGAACCAACGGUUAACUGUUACAUGUGAGUUUAUUUAAUAAUGAAAGAAAUGUUGGAGAUGUCUAAAAAUGAUGCUCUGAUCCAGUUCACUUGACACAACGUCACCCUGGGGGACUGUCAUGUCAUGCACUCAGCUUGCCAUGGGUUAUCAUGUCAUGUAAACCCAGGUAGCAGGGAUUGUUUAAGGGUUAGACAAUCCUCAAAUAAUUCAUGGCUUGUUUUAGGGUUAUUUGAGGGUUAUGUAACCCUCAAACAGCUUCUGCCAUAUAGGUUCAUAUGACAUGACAACCCAUGGCAAGCUGGGCAUCAUGCAAAAAUGAAGCCUGUGAGCACCCAUCACAACACAAUGGCCCCCAUGGGUAAAUUAACCCAUGCUGAGCUGUCUUGUCAUGUUAAAUAGAGGGCUGGUUUGUAAGAAAACAGAGUUCUCAAUGGCCAAUUUCUUUUCCUACUUUUCCACCCCCAGUCUUUGCCUUUUCCCUACCUGAUCACCCAGCAGCUAGACCUUUAGAGGCAUAGAUUCUGUUAAAGGUUGACCAUGAUUGAUAAAGAUGUUAAAAAGAAAUUCAAGUACAGUGGGAUCAUGAAUGAGGCCAAGUUCAGUGCCUGGAUGCUAGAAAUGCAGAAAGUCAUUAUGUUGUUGUCAGUUCAGUUUAGAAUAAGGGGACAAACAUUGACUUUUUCAAGAAGCCAAUGCAAGCAAGGGUGAAGGGGAUGCAGGUGGGAGAGGGGCAGUGCAGAAAAUGGUUCUCUCUCUCUCUCUGCACUAUUGCUUACCAUAUGCCAAAUAUGUGAGUAACAUAGCUGGUCUAAUGCUGGCCAUCUGAGUCUUCUCAUGAGCAUGGUCAAAUGUCCCAUGUAAGAGGAAGUUAAAUUUCUUUUUAAAUAAUGGAACUGUAGAUGAACCUAAAGCAAUCACUCUGCUCUGAAACUCCUGCAUCUCAGAAUGGUAAAGGUGUGUUUCUUCACAAGUUUGAGUUAAUUCAUGUCUCCAAGAUGUUGCAGUGGAUGCUUAAAACACAACAUGGAGGCUGCUGGUGGAUCUUCUGAAUGUUUCUAGAAUUGAAGAUGUUUAUUCUAAACAGUCAGCAGUUCAGUAUUCUGUUAAGUCAUCAUGAGGACCGAAACUCAUAAUUCCUGUACCAUAAUAUUGCUUGUAAUCCAAAAGCUCAGAAACAUCUGACUGGUUUUGCAAACACCACUUUUCUUUUCCUUUUUUAAAUUUUCUGUUUUGCUCAUUUUUCACUAUAGUCUUGAGAUACCUGCCUAUAAGGGUCCAAAAAAGCCUGACAGCCAAGAUGUUCUUUAAAUGACGCACAGUGGUGGUGAUAGCCUUUGUCUUCAUAGUCUAAACCCAAAUCUGCUUGAACGUUUCACCAAGUUCUAAGCAUAUAAAUGGAAUAUCUAUUAUAGGCUUUCCCCAGAUGGGUCCUCUAGUUGCUUAACAGAUUGAAAGCCAGGAAAAGAAACUGAGCAAUUUCUGGCCCUGGCUGCCUAUGUUCAGCUUCCUAAUACAUCCCACCAGUUGUGCAGUGUAGUAGGGCUGACAAGCGAACUGCUGCAACACAGUACAGGGGCAUAUGGGAGCAGGGCGGGGGGCACCUUCACUUGCUGAUUUGUGGCCAUUUACCAGUGCUAAAGACCCAUGAGCCCUGCCAAAAAAUUUACACUGCUGGCAAUUUUUCUGGGGGUUGUAGUGCCUGCCUCCCAAUUCUUUUCUUGGUUUGCGCUAUUUGUCCAUGAAAUAUGUAGAAUAUACACCAGUGCUUGGCAGAUAAAAGUCUUGUGGAGAUAAAAUGAUAGCCAAAGCUUCAUCUACUUGCUUACUUCAUGUUGGGCUGCUGUCAAAAGCACAAGUUCAGAGCCAGGAAAAACUGAUGGCAACCCUAGAACUGAUUAGCCAUGUAACGUUUGCAGAAACAAAUUCGUAAGUGCCAACCAAAAUCUAGCAUACUUGCAGGGAAGUGCAUGCUCCAACAUUAUUUAAGCCAAAGAUCACAAUGAUUCUUCCCAAGGAAGAUGAUCCUAGGUUUCUGGAUUCAUUUUGGUUUCAGUUUUAAUCUCAGUUUUCUAAUUAAGUAGAGCACUUUUUGUGAAGCGUUUAAUGUUUCUUAAUUUCUCGAUUUGCUUGAUGUUCUUCUGUAAGUUACUUGUCUUUUUUGCAAUUGUUGCUAUGUUUUAAGGGACUUUCUCCCCGAAAUGAUUUUGUUUUGAUACACUGAUAGCUUUAUUGCUAGUGGACAGGAACUUACAAUUGGCAAAUGUGGCAAUGUAGUUAUAUGUCUUGCAGUAUUGAUUCCUUUUCUCUGCUGAAAGAAAACUCAUUCUGUACCAUGAUAUGACCUGUAUAUGUUAGUCUGGUCCUAUUUGGACCCAAGAUGUGCUGGAGAAAAAAGGACUAGAUUAAUGGUGUAUAUACCUGCCAGCUGGUCAAAGAAAUGUAUGGAAAAUGAAAUAUACCUGAAAUCUCCACUGACAGGUACCUGGCAUAGCCAUUUCUGCCUAUAAACAUUGAGCCAAAUAUAAUAAAUGACCAUUUUAUUAUACAGCCACUCUGCAAAUAUAUAAAUG